UUUUUAUAUUCGCUCAAAAUUUAUUAAGGUCGCCGACCCAUUUCACCAUCAACAGUCAUUAUUCUUCUCCCUCUUUCUCGUACAAUCUAACAACCGGUAAAAGAAAAAACAAAGAUCAAGAUGGCGGGCCAAUGGACGGCGACUAAACCAAGCCGGAGCGAUGAAGUUUUGGACGCUGAUCAACAACAGCAAAUCACCGAUCAAGUCAGAGCCCAGUUCGAUUCGAUGGUCCCAAAACGACCCACCAAACCCAACAGGAGUGAACCGGAUUUAGCAUCAGCGACCGCCUCCAAUCUCCCUUCACACUUCGACCAAACGCUACCCGAACUCGACAAGUUACGGUCCCUUCAAUCUCAGUCCCAUGUGAAGAUUUCAGAGGGGGGAGUUUCAGUGGAACAAGAUGAAUUUGUGGAGACAGAAUAUUACAGGGAGAUGAAUUCCAUUGAAAAAGAGCAUCACACGACAGGAAGUGGGUUUAUAAGAGUGAUGAAAGGAGGGGGUGAAGCAAAUGAAUAUGGUAUUCAGCUGGGAAAUGGCCAGGACGCUGGAAAUUCAACCAACAAGCCAGUUUUCAAAAGCAACCCAGCAACAAAUGACUGGAUUCCCGCCCUUGAAGAAGAUCAGGUCUUUGUUUCUUCCAAGCCCAAUCGAAGUGAGGGCUGUUAGAUCAUCAUUUGGAUGUUACCAAUUGCCAGCCUUUCUUAAAUAAAUUUUUACUUGUACUUCCGGAAGAACAGAGAUUUUGGAAUGGUUUAAACAAUGUUCUUUGCUUGUAAGUUGUUGCAAUGUAAAGGUAAAAUCAUGAAAUGCAAUUUGAAUGAAAAA
Messenger RNA from Hibiscus syriacus, 825 nucleotides. RefSeq lists its product as uncharacterized. Lineage: Eukaryota; Viridiplantae; Streptophyta; Magnoliopsida; Malvales; Malvaceae. The transcript is spliced from 4 exons. Bases 121 to 666 code for a protein of 181 amino acids. The record is from RefSeq and is a predicted model, not a curated record.